This is a messenger RNA of Hemibagrus wyckioides, 1056 nucleotides long. Its product is annotated as macrophage mannose receptor 1-like. The transcript has 2 exons. The record is from RefSeq and is a predicted model, not a curated record. NCBI's taxonomy places the organism in Eukaryota, Metazoa, Chordata, Actinopteri, Siluriformes, Bagridae. Bases 14 to 961 code for a protein of 315 amino acids.
AUCAAAGUGAGAGAUGACGGUUGUUCUCUCCAUCCUCCUCCUGAUGGCUCUAACAGAUGCAGCCACAGGUCUGUUCUGGAGACAACACAUUUAUUACGACAAGCGAUCAAGCUGGAUUGAGGCUCAGACGUUCUGCAAGAACAAUUAUGUAGAUCUAUCAAUUAUUGACACACAAGAGGAAUUUGACAGUUUUGUAGGUCAAACAAGCAGACAUACACAAGACAGUUCCUGGAUUGGACUUACGAGAGGAAAAUCUGAGCGAGAGUUUACACAGUGGUCCGACGGAAGUGCGCUGGGGUUCUCAAAGUGGAAAGAUAAGGAACCUGACAAUCAGAAAGAAGACUGUGUUCAAACUACCAACAAUGAGUGGUCAAAUGAAGAGUGUGAAAAACAAUUUAAAGCCUUCUGCUACUCUUGGGCACCUAAGAUGAUUGUGGUGCAGGAGAUGAUGAACUGGGAGGAGGCUCUGGUGCACUGCAGAACACACUACACUGACCUGGUAAGGCUCACCACGGAGAUAGACCACUUUGUGGUCAACAACAGGAGUAUGGAAAUUCAGACACCCACUUUCUGGACCAGUCUACGAUUCAUGGAUGGCUCAUGGUACUGGGUGAACCAGACGUCUCUGGUGAGUAAUGAGACAUCAUUGCCUUCAUGCCCUGCCAGGCCUUUCCGAUGUGGAGCACGAAACAUUAUAGAUGGUGUCUGGGAGAACAGAGACUGUGAGGAGAAAAUGAACUUCAUUUGUUAUCACGAUAUUUGUAGAACACCCUUCUUAAACGAAGAGGAUCACUGCAAUCAAGACUGGCACAAGACGAUGAAGAAAAGAAGAAUGGAGAUGCUGAGCAGAUUAAUAUCGAAGAAACAGCAUAUAAUAUCAAUUGAAUUAUUAUGUUUGAAUUGUUUAAUACUCAAUACUUACUCCAAUACUACAUUUAAGUGCAAAAUUAUAUUGUUGUGAAUUGUUUUCUUUGUUUGUUAGUAAAUGUUUGUUUAUUCCACUGUAAAGCAUACAUUCGCCUACAGGCACGAUAAUACUAUUUGCUAUAAGAUAUG